This is a messenger RNA of Betta splendens (Siamese fighting fish), 4738 nucleotides long. It is a transcript of the gene usp28, whose product is annotated as ubiquitin specific peptidase 28. The coding region runs from base 132 to 3734 and encodes 1200 amino acids. Gene Ontology annotation, molecular function: cysteine-type endopeptidase activity; protein binding; cysteine-type deubiquitinase activity. NCBI's taxonomy places the organism in Eukaryota, Metazoa, Chordata, Actinopteri, Anabantiformes, Osphronemidae. Gene Ontology annotation, cellular component: cytosol; nucleus. The transcript is spliced from 26 exons. Gene Ontology annotation, biological process: DNA damage checkpoint signaling; protein deubiquitination; regulation of protein stability. The record is from RefSeq and is a predicted model, not a curated record.
UGACAGGUGAGCGCGCGCGCAGCUGGCCGGUCGCUCUCGGCGCCCGACGGAUGGAGCUGCUUCGCGUCUGAGUCGGUGCUGGAAGCGUUCGAAGGGAAAAAAGCGGACGAAACUCGGGAUUUCUAUCUGCCAUGAGAACUGAACAGGCGGAAAAUGGCGAAAACGCAGCAAACUCGCAGAACGAAAUGCUGAUCAACCAGCUGAGGGAGAUCACCGGCAUCCAGGACCCGCACAUUCUCUGCAGGGCCUUGAGUGCCAGUCAGGGUGACAUUGGACAUGCUGUUGGACUCCUGACAACCCAGCCUUCAGAAGUCCAGGUUCCUGGAGACAAACAGGAGUCAGGGAUCUCCGUAGACGCCUGGGAGGGCCACACAGCGGUUCGUAACGAUGAGCUGCAGGCCGCCAUCGAGCUCAGUCUGCAAGAGUCGCACAAUGCCCAGGAGGAGGAGAGACAGUUCCACAGGGCUCUGGAGGCGAGCGCGGAGGAGAACGCCGCCAGACUGAAGAGGAGGAGGUGCGAAGCCCAGAGCGAGACGUGCAGCCCGGCGGACUGGAUCCGCCAGGACGACUGGCCCGUGGGCAUCCGCAACGUCGGCAACACCUGCUGGUUCAGCGCCGUCAUCCAGUCACUGUUUCACCUGCCUGUGUUCAGGAGGCUGGUUCUCAACUACCACCUUUCUGAGCGAAUCCUGGAGAAGUGUAAGAGCCAUUCAGACAAGAGGAACAUCGCCUUCAUGCAGGAGCUGCGUUGUCUCUUCGCCCUCAUGGUGGGCUCAACGCGCAGGUUCGUGGAUCCGUCCGCCGCGGUGGAGUUACUGCGUGAUGCCUUCAGGACCAGCGAGGCCCAACAGGACGUCAGUGAGUUUUCCCACAAACUGCUUGACUGGCUGGAGGAUGCGUUUCAGCUGGCUGCCAAUGGGAAUAACACAGAAGACAAACAGCAAAACCCCAUGGUCCAGCUUUUCUAUGGCACCUUUGUGACAGAACGAGCACAUGAAGGCAAGUUGUUAUAUAACAUCGAGCAGUUCGGCCAGUAUCCGCUGCAAGUCAACGGCUUUAACAACUUGGACGAAUGCCUGGAAGGUGCUAUGGUCGAGAAGGAGAUCGAAUCGCUUCAUUCAGAUCACAUCAUUACAUCUGGCCGAGAGAGAUGGUUCAAAAAGCUCCCGCCUGUGCUGACAUUUGAACUGUCCAGAUUCGAAUUCAACACCCAGCUUGGACGGCCGGAGAAGAUCCACAAGAAGCUGGAGUUCCCACAGAUCAUUUAUAUGGACAGGUACCUUCAUAAAAACAUAGAGCAGACCCACGAAAGGAGAGGAGAAGUCAAGAGGCUAAAGGAGCAACUUGCAGUCCUUCAACAGAAGCUCGAGUGCUACAAAAGCUACGGCUCAGGACCCACCAAGUACCCUCUGGCAGACAUGCUGCAGUUUGUGCUGGAGUUCGCUACCACGAAGCCGACCAGCGUUUCCCCGGCCGAAGACCUGAGACCGGCUGCAUCGUCGCCGACCCCGUCGGGCCAGUCCGUCUGUGAACCCGCCUGCGACAACAGCGAGCACGGAGACGCCGACGCGUCAGAGGGCCUGGUUCCCAGUGUUUCCAGUUGCCAGCGGACGCCCAUAUACAAGCCCUUCACCCAGUGCAGACACCCCGUGGACUGCCCCCCACACCCGGCCCCGCACAGCAUCACCGAGGAGGAGCUCCACUUCACCAAGACCUGCCUGCAGCGCUGGAGGGCCGAAGUGGAGAACGACAUAAGCGAGUUGAAGGCCAGCAUUGACAAGCUCACACAGAUGCUGGAGGGCAUGUACUCAGACAACAGCCUCUGCCAGGCGCCCUACAGGCUCCACGCGGUGCUGGUCCACGAGGGCCAGGCGUCGGCCGGCCACUACUGGGCCUACAUCUACGACCACGCCAACCGGCGCUGGAUGAAGUACAACGACGUCAACAUCACGGAGUCCUCGUGGGAGGAGCUGGAGCGGGAUUCCUUCGGCGGCGUGACCAACGCCAGCGCCUACUGCCUGAUGUACAUCGACGACCGGCGGCCCCACCUCAUCACAGAAGACACUGACCAUGAGACCGGGCAGGCGCUGCGGGGCGCCGACUCGCUGCCGCCGCUGCUCAGGCGCUACGUGCACGAGGACAACCGCUGGUUCCAGCAGGAGAUCGCCGAGUGGGAGGAGCAGUUCUGCCAGGCGGCGACCCCGCAGGGGGAGUCCACGGCGCCCGCAGAGCCCCCGGAGCCCGGCCCGGACGACGUGGCGCUCGCACCCGUCGGGCCGGCGCCUCAGUCAGGACCGUCCACCGAGGAGCUGGAGCAGGGAGCGGAUCCGGAGGCGCAGCCAGAUCCAGAUCCAGCAGAAGACAAGGAUCCAGAGUCGGAGAGCGCAGAGAAGCCUGAAGCCACAGAGGAAUCUCAGCGAGCAUCAGAGGCGCCACAGACGCCCAGCUGUCAGUGCAACGACAGCAGCAGCAGCUCAGCUGCCACCGACACCGCAGGGUCCGAUCAGAGCGUCACCUCAGCUGAGCCGGAGCUGCAGAGUCAGGCUCCUGGUCAUGAAGGGGAGCUCAGUAACCAGGCUAAACCUGACCUGGCUGUGGCUGAGGGAGACGCAGCCGCUGUGGGCCUCGGCGCUGAGAGCGCUGCCGAUGCGGAGGCUCCACCCGCGGAGCGGGCGGAGGAGGAGCUGCAGCAGGAGGCCCCGGCCAGACAGCGGCAGCCGGAGAACGAGGUCUCGGAGGUGGAGAUCCCCAACGUGGGCAGGAUCAUGGUGAGGGCCGACGCCGAUGGAUACAAUGAGGAGAUGAUGCUGACUCCAGCUAUGCAGGGAGUCAUUCUAGCCAUAGCCAAGGCCCGGCAGACCUUUGACAAGGAAGGCCCUGAGGCUGGCCUCAUCAAGGCCUUCCACGAGGAGUACUCUCGCCUGUAUGAGCUCUCCCAGGAGGUGACCACGCUCCAGGAGGACGCGCGCCUGCAGCACUCCCUCGUCUACUUCUUCCAGAACAAAGCGCCCAAGCGCAUCAUUGAGAGGACGCUGCUAGAACAGUUUACCGACCGCAACCUGAGCUUCGACGAGAGGGCCAUUAGUAUCAUGAGGGAAGCCAGAGCCAAGCUGCGCCUCAUCAAGCCUGAAGACAUGGACAUGGAAGAAUACAUGCAGUGGCAUGACGACUACAGGAUGUUCAGGACCGUGUUCGUCUACCUGCUGACGGGGCUGGAGCACUAUCAGCACGGCAAGAUUCGUGAGGCACUGAUCUACUUGGCUCACGCGUUCGAGACCAAUGAUGCCCUGCUGAAGAACGGAGAGAAACGAGGAGUGGACAAGUUGCUUAUUGCACCUUACCGGAGGAAAUGCCUCACUGUGCUGAAUGAUCGAGCAUCGCGGCUGUUCUGCAGCGGCGAGGAGAGCAAAGUGGAGGAGGCCGUCGCCAUCAUGGAUGAUGCUGUCAUCCCCUGCCUUCACCUGAUGAGCCGUGACUCUGCCUUGCUGCAGGAGGACCGGGAAGCCAUGGAGAGCAUCCGCAGCCACUGGUGCUGCUGUUUGGGCCAAGACAUGGAUGACUCAUUGCAGGUGAAGCUGGGAGAGUUUUUGCCCAGGGUUCUGGAUGGAUCAGCCGGGACUGUCGUGCUCAAAGACCCACCCAAAGUCCAUGUCAACCAGGCCCACGAUCUGUGCAGUCGCCUGGCUGCCGUCAUGGAGUCCAUUCACAACACCUCCAUAGUCACCGUUAAAUAAAGUCCUGAAAUGAACCCCCCACCGACCUCCGUGACCUUCGACCUUCGUGACUGUUUGUUCUGUGCAGGUUGCACAGAAACUACAGGUUGUAGUUUUGAAGAAGUCAAAUUUUGUAUUUAGCUGCAUCUACUUGUUUGUAUCACUGCAAAAAUCCUCAACAGGCUUCAGGCUUGAUGCUCAUCCACCACCAGCAGCAACAUUCAUUAACUCAAAAAUACUAACAGUACAUCAAAAAAUCCCAAUACAAUUAAACCAGCAGUAGGAAAGGCAAAAUUUUGGAUAGGAUUCUGAACAAUGGAUUUUUUUUAGACCUGAGAAAAUACCAACGAAAUACAAGUCCACAUUUAAUUUCUUUACCACCCACAUCAGGCAACAAUUAACUUUAAGCAGCUUGUUUUCUGCAUUGCACUCAACAGCCAAACACACACACGUGAAAUCAACCUGCUAAUUGUGAAACUGUAGUAAAGUAGAACGGCGACUUUUUAUAUAUGUUUACCUCACUGGGACGGACUGGACUGGUGGGAUAAGUGCACAUUGAAGCCCGGAUGGCUGAAACAUCACCAGAUUUGUACUGCACAGAAAUAAACACUGUUUAUUUGCUUUUUUAAAAUGUUUUAUAUGACUUUGUAUUUUUUUCCAGAACACAUUCUAAAUAAACUCACCCUUAAUGGAAGCAAAAAAAAAAUCUCUCCAGAGCUGUUGCAUAUAAAAGUAAAAGGGAUGCACAGAUCCCAGAACACCUGUGAACUGGAUUUACUAGCAAGUGGCCAGCCUCCUUUGUGUGAUGACUGUUCAUAAACCACGUCAGUCCUCCGAAAGGAAACAGAUGAGAUAUUUUUCUCUGGUGUCUCUGAUACAGCGCUACAUCAUGAAUGACUCCCCUGAAAAAGAACAUGGAGCUACUCUAAUAACCGUAUCUGGUUGCUGAUUUCUCAUUGCUUUUUCACUUGCACUCUGUGAUCAAAAGACAGUACAAUAAUACAAAUAAACGUUUUAAAUACUCA